AAAAGCUCAGUGGCCAUCAUCAGGACACACAGAGGGGGUAAAUGAUUCAGAGAGACACACUCCACAUGAGAUCUCAUGAGAAAGGACCCAUGCUAAGUAAUUAGGUAGGAAAGUAACAAAAUAGACAACUUGUUAGUCUUAGGAGACUCAACUGCUACUUUUUCCAAGUCUAGUGAAGUCCUCAAAAAGUCACAAUGAAGCUGAAGUUACCAAACCCAGGACUGGAUGACCGGAUUUUCUCUCAUAAGGAGCUAGAGAGGAUGGAAAAUGAGGAAGCUGGGGACCGGCCCAAGUGGGACAACAAAGCCCAAUAUCUGCUCACCUGUGUGGGAUUCUGUGUUGGACUGGGCAAUGUCUGGAGGUUUCCUUACCUGUGUCAAAGCCAUGGGGGAGGAGCAUUUAUGAUACCAUUCCUUAUCCUGCUGGUCCUGGAGGGAAUCCCACUUCUGCAUCUGGAGUUUGCUAUCGGUCAGCGCCUGAGGAGGGGCAGUGUGGGAGUAUGGAGAUCAAUCAAUCCAUACCUAACAGGAGUUGGUAUUGCAUCCCUGCUCGUAUCUUUUCUGGUGGGCAUGUACUACAACACCAUCAUGGCCUGGAUCAUGUGGUACCUCUUCAAUUCCUUUCAGGAUCCCCUACCUUGGAGCCAGUGUCCCUUAAAUGCCAACAAGACAGGCGUGGUAGCAGAGUGUGCUCGGAGUAGCACUGUUGACUACUUCUGGUACAGAGAGACCCUGAACACGUCAACAGCCAUCGAUGAGUCUGGAGGUCUGCAGUGGUGGAUGGUGCUCUCCCUGGUAGCUGCCUGGACUCUACUCUAUGUUUGCUGCAUCAGAGGAAUCGAGACCACAGGAAAGGCAGUCUACAUCACCUCUACUCUGCCCUACCUGGUCCUCACAAUCUUCCUCAUCAGAGGACUGACACUGAAAGGAUCUGUGGAGGGGAUAAAGUUCCUCUUCACACCACAGGUGGAUGAGUUAAUGAAUCCACAGACUUGGUUGGACGCAGGAGCUCAGGUUUUCUACUCCUUCUCCUUGGCUUUUGGUGGUCUCAUUUCUUUUUCCAGCUACAACUCUAUUCACAACAACUGUGAGCAGGAUGCUGUUCUCAUCUCCAUCAUCAAUGGCUGCACCUCGGUGUACUCUGCAACUGUGAUCUACUCCAUCAUAGGCUUCAGGGCCACACAAAAACAUGAUGACUGCAUGGACGGAAACAUCAUGUCGCUCUUGAAUGCCUUCAACUACCCUGAAAACAGCAUCACAGUAACCAACUACCAAGAGGCUCUAGACCACCUCAAUAUGACAGACCCACAUAUCAUUAGUGGAUUGGACCUUGAGGACUGUGACAUGAAUAAAUUGCUCAGCCAGGGAGUCGAGGGAACAGGUUUGGCCUUCAUCGUGUUCACAGAGGCCAUCAUAAAGAUGCCUGUUUCUCCUCUCUGGGCUGUCCUCUUCUUCGUCAUGCUCUUCUGCCUCGGCCUCUCCACUAUGUUUGGCAAUAUUGAGGGAGUCGUGGUUCCUUUGCAGGACCUCAAAGUGCUUCCCCGCUCAUGGCCCAAAGAAAUUUUCUGCGGUCUAGUUUGCUUCAUAUCUUUUGCACUGGGGCUCAUAUUUGCCCAACGCUCUGGAAACUACUGGCUAGCUCUUUUCGACACCUUUGCUGGCUCUAUCCCUCUUCUGGUCAUUGGAUUUUGUGAAAUGUUUGCUGUUAUCUACAUCUAUGGGAUUGAUAGGUUUAACGAGGACAUCGAGUUUAUGAUCGGACAUAAGCCCAAUAUUUUCUGGCAGGUGACAUGGAGGGUGGUCAGUCCACUCAUAAUGAUCGUCAUCCUGAUUUUCUACUUUGUCACUCAAGUCAGCAAGAACCUUACCUAUUUGGUGUGGGAUGAGGAAGCGGAACAAUUCCCCACUCUUGAACCACGUCCGUUUCCUUCCUGGAUCUAUGUCAUCAUCUUCAUCCUUGCUGGAGUUCCCAGUUUGUCCAUCCCAUUGUUCGCCGUCUACAAAUUCAUCCAGAAGAAAUGCUGCAAGCAGGAUGACGACAGAGAAAGCAGACUUGAAACUAUCUCUGCCAAAGUACAUAUGAGUGAAAAAUGAAGUUUGAAUUCACAUUAACUCUGAACAUUGAAUAACAAAAAGGACUUCUGUUGUUAUUGGUGAAACCUUUAUUAUGACAGGAUGCCCUGUACAAUAUUAGAGAACAUUAUAGUGGCUGUUAACUUGUAAAGUAGAAAUAAAUUAAGUAUUUUCUGUAAAAUAAGGUGGUUCAGGAGUGGAUAGUAAUUUAUAUAUCUGUUCUUAUGACUGUAUUAUUCAAUUCUUACUGUGUCAUAUCAUUUGUAAAAGUAUGUUAUACCUCAAAGAAACAAUUUGACAUUUUGGAAAAUUUGCUUUUUUGCUUUCUAGCCCUGAUGAGAAGAUUUCGACACCAGUCUUAUGUUUGCAUUUAUGUUCAAUUUAAUAAUAAUAAUAAAAAUAACAAUGUCUUUAUUUAUAUUGCACCUUUAAAAACAAAUGUUUAAAAAAAGUAAAUAAAAGGUAUUAAAGGACAAUAAAAAUGUUUUAACAAGAAGACAAUAUCACAACAGAGAAAAUAGAAAAGGAUAGAUUAAGAACAUCAAAUAAUACCUGAAAAAAUAAAUAAUAAAACAAUAAAUAAUCAAAUGAAAUUACAAAUAAUUAAUAUGUUAGAUACAAUAAAAAAAUAAAAAGGGGUUUAAAUAUGAUGUGACGGCCAACAGAAGAUUGGUAUAUUUUAGCAUAAAGACUGGAACAAACAGCUAAACUGUCUGUGUUCAAAGGCAGCAGAGACCUACAAGUCCACAUAGAGUUAACUCAUUAAACCUUUUGAAGGGUUUGUAACUGGUUAUGAAACUGUCUCAUUUUGAUGCCUGUGCCUGACCACCAGUGAGAAGAUGUAUUGCUUCUGUGUAGACCUCUUCAUGCUUGUCAAUGCUGACUACAGUUCAAUUUUCACGACAAUGAAUUACAACACAGUGGCUGAAAAACA
Molecule: messenger RNA, 3006 nt
Organism: Notolabrus celidotus (New Zealand spotty)
Lineage: Eukaryota; Metazoa; Chordata; Actinopteri; Labriformes; Labridae
Product: sodium-dependent neutral amino acid transporter B(0)AT1-like
Exons: 12
Coding region: 195-2093 (632 amino acids)
Biological process (GO): sodium ion transmembrane transport
Cellular component (GO): membrane
Source: RefSeq, a predicted model, not a curated record